Symphalangus syndactylus (siamang) is the source of this 3946-nucleotide messenger RNA. It is a transcript of the gene SNAP23, whose product is annotated as synaptosome associated protein 23. The record is from RefSeq and is a predicted model, not a curated record. Lineage: Eukaryota; Metazoa; Chordata; Mammalia; Primates; Hylobatidae. Gene Ontology annotation, cellular component: plasma membrane; SNARE complex. Gene Ontology annotation, biological process: synaptic vesicle fusion to presynaptic active zone membrane; exocytosis; synaptic vesicle priming. Gene Ontology annotation, molecular function: syntaxin binding; SNAP receptor activity.
CAGGGGUGUGUCCGUGUCCGCGGCGAGCGGGAAGUGCGCAGGCGCACGGGCUCGGCGCGCGCAGGCGCGACUAGGGUGCAGCGCCAGGUCCGGAGUUGGGGUGUCCGAGCUGCGGCCGGAGAGGAGUGGCCUCGCCCGCUUGAGUUUUGAUUCAUCAUGGAUAAUCUGUCAUCAGAAGAAAUUCAACAGAGAGGUCACCAGAUUACUGAUGAGUCUCUGGAAAGUACGAGGAGAAUCCUGGGUUUAGCCAUUGAGUCUCAGGAUGCAGGAAUCAAGACCAUCACUAUGCUGGAUGAACAAAAGGAACAACUAAACCGCAUAGAAGAAGGCUUGGACCAAAUAAAUAAAGACAUGAGAGAGACAGAGAAGACUUUAACAGAACUCAACAAAUGCUGUGGCCUUUGUGUCUGCCCAUGUAAUAGAACAAAGAACUUUGAGUCUGGCAAGGCUUAUAAGACAACAUGGGGAGAUGGCGGAGAAAACUCACCUUGCAAUGUAGUAUCUAAACAGCCAGGCCCGGUGACAAAUGGUCAGCCUCAGCAACCAACGACAGGAGCAGCCAGUGGUGGAUACGUUAAACGCAUAACUAAUGAUGCCAGAGAAGAUGAAAUGGAAGAGAACCUGACUCAAGUGGGCAGUAUCCUGGGAAAUCUAAAAGACAUGGCCCUGAACAUAGGCAAUGAGAUUGAUGCUCAAAAUCCACAAAUAAAACGAAUCACAGACAAGGUAAAAGCUUUUUAUUGCCACAAGAAAAUGAGACACCCAGUUCAGCGUUUCAGUAAUAGACAUCUGUGCUAGAUACUGUGGGGGGCAUGGUAGAAUAAGCUCCUGUCCUCAUAGGUCUUAGUUCUGAUGAGGUGGUGGUUCUAACACAUAAAACAAGAGCCAAGUCCUCCCCGUCAUGACAGUUGGUUCAUUUUGAAACCAGAGUUUGGAAUGUAGUAGUUUUACUUAAACCUUCACACAUGAAGCUUAGUAUCUACUUUAGCCUUUGAGUGUGUUUUUUUCUCUCUCAAAUGAGUAAGUUUUAUUUUGUUAGCUAAUUUUUUAAUUGAGAACGGGGUCUUGCUCUGUUGCCUAGGGUAGUGCGGUGGUACAAUCACAGUUCACUGCAGCCUACCUCCUAGGCUAAAGCGUUCCUCCCACAUCAGCCUAUUUUGUUAACUAAAAAUAAAUUAAGUUCCUGAAUCCUCAUCUCAUGAAAGAGUCUGCAGGUGAAAAUCUGUUCUGCAGAAUAGUUCUUAUGGAGUGGACACACGAAAUAGAGUCAUGUGAGUGAAAGAAAGUUGUGAUUCUUUUUUCCCCCUUAACUUUACAUGAUAUAAACAUAGUGAAAGUGAAAUUGUUUUCAGUGUUUCGAUGUGUCACAUGUAAAGUCAUACCUUGGCCAGCUGUGGUAGCUCACGCCUGUAAUCUCAACACUUUGAGAGGCCGAGGCAGGAGGAUUGCUUGAGCUCAGGAGUUUGAGACCAGAGCAAGACCUCGACUCUACUAAAAAAAUUUAAAAAUUGACCAGGCAUGGUGGCAUGUGCCUAUUGUCCCAGUUACUCGGGAGGCUGAGGCAGAAGGAUUGCUUGAGUGUAGGAGUUGAAGGCUGCAGUGAGCUGUGAUUGCACCAUUGCAUUCCAGCCUGGGCAACAGAGUGAGACCCUGUCUCAAAAAGAAAGAAAAAGAAGAAAGUCAUACCUCAUUAAAAUCUCAGUGAACUUUAAAGUUUAGGGUGAGUUUUUAAGCUUGGCUCUCUGUUAAAUGACUUUUGAUGGAUUUAAUUGAAACAGUGGUUCACAAGAUGCUUUAAAUGCUGCAGUCUGGGUUUAGGCUACAUUUACCUGUCAUUUUAAUUCAGAUGUUGGUGAGGAUGGUAAUAGAUUCGUUCCAAAGAUCUUUGGAAAGGUUAUUUCAGUCUCUCCAGGUUAGACUUAGGGUGUCUGAAUCCAGAUGAGAUUCUAUGAUUCAGUUCAGAGGACUCACACAAGGUCCAGAUCAUUAACAGAGAAGAGCACUCUUUCAUAUUUCAUUGCAUCAAAAAAUGCCAUUGAUUACAGGAUGCAUCCCAGUUUCAGGCAUGUUAAACUAUGAAAAAAUGUGUUAUAGAAUUGAUGAAAUAUUGGCAAGGUCUUUUUUUUUUUUUUGAGACGAAAGGAGUCUUGCUCUGUCGCCCAGGCUGGAGUGCAGUGGCGCGACCUCGGCUCACUGCAUGCUCCGCCUCCCGGGUUCACGCCAUUCUCCUGCCUCAGCCUACCCGAGUAGCUGGGACUACAGGCGCCUGCCACCGCGCCCGGCUAAUUUUUUGUAUUUUUAAUAGAGACGGGGUUUCAUCGUGUUAGCUGGGAUGGUCUGGAUCUCCUGACCUCGUGAUCCGCCCAUCUCGGCCUCCCAAAGUGCUGGGAUUACAGGCGUGAGCCACCGCGCCCGGCCGGCAAGGUCUUAUAUGUUACACCUUUGUCAUGUUUAUAUACCAGGGGUUUUCCAAAUGAAUUUCAUAUUCUGUUACUUCUUGCCCAACAUGAGUUUUGUAAUGUAACUGCAUGUGGUUUCUUGGAUUUUCUCAGUGUGUCAGUUACUCCAAGUGUAAAAAGUUUAAUUUUUAUUAGAGUUACUUACCUUGUAAAGCUGAUAUCUUUCUUGUUUUUCAGGCUGACACCAACAAAGAUCGUAUUGAUAUUGCCAAUGCCAGAGCAAAGAAACUCAUUGACAGCUAAAGCUACUGCUGUUCUUCAUCAUUUAUUCACUUCCGUAGCUCCUCCUUAAAGUUAUUACCUUUUCAGAGUUUAAAUUUUCGGUUCCAUGCUCUUCUAAUUGGGAGAUAAUAUGGAAGAAGGGCCAGAGCAGUCACAGCCCUCCUUCUUUUUUGUUUUCUGUUGAGGGCCAACUGCUGCUCCGCCUUCCUUCUAGUAUUUUCUUUCUCAAUUCAUACCCUUAGAUUGGUUUUCAUAUGUCAUGUGUAGAGUUUUCAUCCUCCUCAUAUACUUCAGCAGGUUCUUUUGCUUUCAAGAUUUGGAAGCAUUGCCAAAGACAGCCAUGAAGAAGGAAGCUAUAGAAGUGUUUUUUGUUGUUGUUGUUUAUUUUUGCUUUUGUGGUCAAGGGAGGGACAAGAGAUAAGAGGUUGUUACCUCAGUAAAAACCUUCAGGCCACAAAGCAAAAAGUUGCAUAGCCACAGCGAAGAUCUAGUUGGAUAUAGUUUUUGAUUUAAGUUGCAGUUAUAGCCAAUUUAGGCUAAUGCUUGGUUUUGGAGCUUUUAUACACGACGUUUUUGUUAGGCAUCACAGUUUUGCAACCUCUGCUCCAAAGAGAAAAAUAGAAUGAGUUUUCUUUCUUUCUUUUUUUUUUUUUGGAGUCAGAGUGUCACUCUGUCAUCCAGGCUGGAGUGCAGUGGCGCGAUCUGGGCUCACUGCAACCUCCGCCUCCCUGGUUCAAGCGAUUCUCCUGCCUUGCCUCCUGAAUAGCUGGGAUUACAGGCGUGUGCCACCAUGCUCGGCUAAUUUUUGUAUUUUUAGUAGAGACAGGGUUUCACCAUGUCAGGCUGGUCUUGAACUCCUGACCUCGUGAUCCACCUGCCUUGGCCUCCCAAAGUACUGAGAUUACAGGCGUGAGCCACCGUGCCUGGCCGAGUUUUCUUAAGUGAGCUUAAUUUCUGAACUCUUAGUGAUUCAUAUAUGUACAUAAAUUUGUGAACCCAUUUCUUAUUGCACCAUUCAGGAACACUUUGUAUAAAUGAGUGGUUUUUUAUUUCGUAUUAUUAGUAGUAUCAUGGUUCCAUUACAGGCCUAUUAACCUCAUACAUUGUCAUUAGUCUUUGAAGAAAAAAUAUGUAAAUAUAUAUAUAUGUAACAUGAGAAUUUCUCUCUAAAGCAGGGCUUAAAAUUUUUUGGAAAAGUUUCACAAAGUAUACCACAUGAAUUCAGAUUUACCUCAAUGCUAAGAAUUAUGUUUAGUUAGGAAAAA